Messenger RNA from Hordeum vulgare subsp. vulgare (domesticated barley), 1297 nucleotides. Its product is annotated as calcineurin B-like protein 1. The transcript has 8 exons. The record is from RefSeq and is a predicted model, not a curated record. Bases 351 to 1004 code for a protein of 217 amino acids. Gene Ontology annotation, biological process: calcium-mediated signaling. Gene Ontology annotation, molecular function: calcium ion binding; kinase binding. NCBI's taxonomy places the organism in Eukaryota, Viridiplantae, Streptophyta, Magnoliopsida, Poales, Poaceae.
CCGUCCAUCCCACAAACAACUGUAGCCAGCGGUCCGCCGCCCCCCUCCCGCGGCGCCGGCGAGCGGCGGCAGGCGAGCUCCAUCCCGCCUCCCACCAAACAAGCGACCUACCUACACCUAGGGUUCCCCUCCCUUUACCCUUACCCAGCAUCAGGUUUGUCUUCCUCCAAUCACCCAUCCCCCCCCCCCCCCCGGCCGAUGACCGGUUCACCGGCCUGCUUCGCCCGGAUCCCUCCUAGCUUCCACCAUUAGCGGCAGGGACCUCGACCGACCGCCAUCUGUUCGAUCCCGCCCCCCAUUCCGGAACCCCAGAAGAGGAGGAGGAGGAGGAACAAAACGAAAACAAAACAAUGGGGUGCUUCCACUCCACGGCCAGGGCCAGGGCCAGGCGGCGCUACCCGGGCUACGAGGACGACCCCAUGCAGCUCGCCGCCGAGACCGCAUUCAGCGUCAGCGAGGUCGAGGCGCUCUUCGAGCUCUUCAAGACAAUCAGCGGAUCCGUCAUCGACGACGGCCUCAUCAACAAGGAAGAGUUCCAGCUUGCAUUGUUCAAGAGCAAGAUGGACAAUAUUUUUGCUAACAGGAUAUUUGACCUCUUCGAUGUCAAGAAAAGGGGGGCCAUUGACUUUGCUGACUUUGUUCAAGCCCUAAAUGUAUUUCACCCUAGCAUUCCAAUGGAAGAGAAAAUUGAUUUUUCCUUUAAGCUAUAUGAUAUGGACAACACGGGCUUUAUUGAACGAAAAGAGGUCAAGCAGAUGCUUAUCGCCCUUCUGAGUGAAUCAGGAAUGAGGUUAUCAGAUGAAACCAUCGAGUCAAUCCUUGACAAGACAUUUUCAGAUGCUGAUGUGAAUCAAGAUGGAAAAAUAGAUAGAGCAGAGUGGGAGAACUUUGUCUCACGAAAUCCCUCCUUGAUGAAGAUAAUGACUCUUCCAUACCUAAAGGACAUAACGACCACAUUCCCCAGCUUUGUUUUCAACUCGAAGGUCGACGACAUCGUGACAUGAGCGCCGUGGAUUCUGUGACGUAUACAAGGCCCGCGCGGAGGAAGAGCGGAAGGCAUGUACAUCUUUGUUAGAGUAUAUCAAUGAGGGAGAGUGCAAUUUUUUUUUUGUUAGAGCUAAAGCAAUAAUGCAAAGAGGUUAGGAGGUGAGGGGAGGGUUGUAGUCUGAGAAAUUGGCAGGUUGUGGUGAUAUGAACUUCAUCCAUAUGCUGCUUGUGUUGUUUGUUGUGAAAUGCAAUGUUAGUGCCAGGAUCAAAUUGUAUCGACUGGAAAUCAAUCUUUUUCGCUGUUGUUGUU